Aureobasidium pullulans EXF-150 is the source of this 1388-nucleotide messenger RNA. Its product is annotated as ribosomal protein L5. Gene Ontology annotation, cellular component: cytosolic large ribosomal subunit; ribosome. Bases 1 to 1041 code for a protein of 346 amino acids. The transcript has 2 exons. The record is from RefSeq and is a predicted model, not a curated record. Gene Ontology annotation, molecular function: RNA binding; structural constituent of ribosome. Lineage: Eukaryota; Fungi; Ascomycota; Dothideomycetes; Dothideales; Saccotheciaceae. Gene Ontology annotation, biological process: translation.
AUGUCGCUGUCACAUUCGCUAGAGCGCCUUUGGCGACCGCUAGCCACCCGUGCGACUCCCUUGACCCAACAAUGCCGCCGCUACGCCUCAACAGACAUCGCCGACACCAUCACCGAACUCGAAUCCGGCGGCUCCCUCAGAACUCUGGACGCCGACAUUGAAGGUCUCGCCAACGACUUCGACCCCGUGGGCAAAGCGAAGAAGAGAAACAGACAACUACCCGCCAGCAGAUACAAGUUCCGUCCCCCCAAGUACUACCGCGGUCCUCUGCAUCCUCACCAACCGCCUCCCAACUCGGAUCCCGCAUCUCGUCUUUUCGAACCCGGUCCGUUCAGUGCGCCUCGUCUUGAGCAGACUUAUGCGUCCACUUUUGAGUCCGAUCUCAUGACUUUGGCGUAUACGCAUUUCCCUCCUGGGUAUCGCGCACCGCCCAAGGCUGCUAGAUUGAGAGCUUGGGAGGGCGCAUCACCAUAUUACAAGAACCGUCCUCUGCGUGGACCCAGAGGUUCAGAUGUCUUGCGUCUCCUCCGCAAACCGAUUACUUUCCGCAACGUCCCCAAGUUGGAGAAAAUCACCAUUCACACCAUGGUCAAAGGCGCACUGGACGACUCCGCACAUUUGCACGUCGCAGGCAUGAUCAUGCAGGCCAUCUCAAACGUUCGCGUCACAACCCACAAGACGAGAAAGAACGUCGCUGGUUUCGGCCUCAGAGCCGGUCAAUAUGUUUCCGUCACCGCGGAGUUGAGGGGAGAGGACAUGCAUCAUUUCCUGGCCAAGGUCAUCGAUAUCGUCAUGCCCAAGAUCAAGGAAUGGAAGGGUGUCAAGGGUAGUUCGGGAGAUUCAAGUGGUAACCUCUCCUUCGGUUUCACUUCAGAGGAAACCGCGCUGUUCCCCGAGGUGGAAGUCAACUAUGACAUGUACCCUCCCAAGAUGAUCCCCGGUUUCCACGUCACCGUCCACACCACCGCCACAAACGACAGAGAUGGCAGACUCUUGCUCGGCACCCUCGGUAUCCCCUUCUACGGCAAGCAGAUCAACUAAGAGAGAAAGAGAAGGGGUCUUCCUUGGUCUUUGUAUUUCAAAUAUCCUUGUACAAUAUCCGGUGUUUUUUUUGGGGACUCAGGGGCAAAAUGCACAAAAGUAGGAAGAGACAAAUGUGUACAAUUUCUCCUGUUCAUAUCUUCGCGAUGCAAAGUAAAAAUCUUGUACCCGACAGAAAAGGCAGAUGAUCGUAUCAAUUCAGCCGCGUGAACUGAUGAGCACUUGGCGAGUGGCUGAAGUAAGGAUCGGAGACAAGAAUCAGACACGCAGACAAGAAACCCCUGUCCUAAGGAUCGGUUUGGUAUAAGUAACAAUUAUUUUCGCUGACUACGAACCAGCUCUCAGGU